Messenger RNA from Closterium sp. Naga37s-1, 1218 nucleotides. Lineage: Eukaryota; Viridiplantae; Streptophyta; Zygnematophyceae; Desmidiales; Closteriaceae. The record is from the annotation of a GenBank genome assembly.
GGCACCCUGCACGAGGAGAUCUGGCUGCGCCGCCCACCUGGCUUCACUGGGUCGUUCCCUCCUGGUACCAAGUGGAGCCUCCGUAGGCCGGUCUACGGUCUCCGCCAGGCGCCACGUGAGUGGCACGACACACUGAGGACUAAUCUUGCUGCUCUUGGGUUUGCUCCUUCUACUGCUGACCCGUCGCUGUUUCUACGCACCGACACCACACUGCCGCCGUUCUACGUUCUCGUGUACGUAGACGACUUGGUCUUUGCUACUUCUGACACUGAGGCACUCGCCCACGUGAAGUCGGAGCUGCAGAAGAGACACACGUGCACAGACCUGGGUGAGCUGACAAGCUAUCUUGGCUUGCGGAUCACCCGGGACAGAGCACAGCGCACCAUUACCUUGACUCAGUCACACAUGGUGCAGCAGGUCCUUCAGCGCUUCCGCUUCACGUACUCCUCGCCUCAGCCCACUCCUCUGCCUACCGGUCACUCGCUCUCAGCUCUGCCUUCGGAUGAGUCCGUAGAGCCGAGUGGCCCGUAUCCAGAGCUGGUGGGCUGCCUCAUGUACCUGAUGACCUGCACUCGACCUGACCUAGCCUACCCUCUUAGCAUCCUAGCACGCUAUGUCGCUCCUGGCCGUCACCGGAAGGAGCACAUGGAUGCCGCUAAGAGGGUGUUGCGCUACUUGUGCAGUACGUCGGGCAUGGGGCUUGUGCUUGGAGGACGGCGCGACGUUGUCCUCACUGGACACUCAGACGCUUCUUGGGCUAACGACCAGGCUACUCAGCGGUCGUCUCAGGGUUACACCUUCAGCCUUGGCUCUGGCUCAGUUUCUUGGCGUUCUACACGCUCUUCCUCUGUUCUCAGCUCCAGUUGUGAGGCUGAGAUCUACGCCACAGCCAUGGCUGCCCAGGAGCUACGCUGGCUCACCUACCUGCUGACCGACCUCGGAGAGCGGCCUAGUUCUCCUCCAGUGCUGUACGUCGACAACAAGGCAGCCAUUGCCUUGUGUGAGGAGCACAGACUGGAGCACAGAACGAAGCACAUCGCUCUGCGCUACUUCCUCGCUCGAGAGCUGCAGCAGCGUGGUCAGCUUCGUCUGCGUUACGUGGCCACUCGGGCCAACACUGCUGACGUGUUCACCAAGGCACUUCAGCCUUGUGACCAUCAACGUUUCUGUACUGUUCUAGGCCUUGUGCCUACUCUCCCUCACCUGCUCACUUCUUGA